This is a messenger RNA of Thlaspi arvense, 306 nucleotides long. The record is from the annotation of a GenBank genome assembly. Lineage: Eukaryota; Viridiplantae; Streptophyta; Magnoliopsida; Brassicales; Brassicaceae.
AUGAAACCACAGGCAUGGGAAUCUUGGCUUGAGACCAAAGGGAUUGAUUUUCUGGACCACGAUCUUGCUGAUUCGUGUUGCCCAUUACAAGUUGGGAGAUGUGUUCAGAUUGGACUGAUCUGUGUUAAACACCAGCCUGUAGAGAGACCAAACACACUUGAGUUACUGUCUAUGCUCACCACAACAUCAGAUCUUCCAUCACCAAAACAACCCGUAUUUGCAUUGCAUACUCGAGAUGAUGAACCCACGUCUAACGAUGUGAACACCGUCAAUGGAUUGACACAAUCUGUGAUCCAAGGGCGUUAA